AUGAAAUUUCAGAAGACUUUUGAAGCAACGAGAAAUCAGCUUGCUGCUGAUGCCAAAAAAUUUCAGAUUAUCUACCUAAAACCCACGGAAUGGUUUCCAGAACACCUGACUGGGAAUAAUGGACGAACAGAAGACACCUCCUAUUUCAAUUUGUACCAUCGCAAUCCAGCCCAAGAGAACAGUGAAUUUACCGCUCUCCAGAAGUCUGUUGCCUGUGAAAGAGCGUCUGAGGAGAAGAGAUUCACGCUGCAAUCCGAUAUGCUUUUGACUCUUCGUGAAACCGAAUAUUCGAGUCGCCUUGACAGAUGCUCCAAGUUACGGUUUUGGAGCAGUGUUCCCCUCAUGUUUAUCCUAAUUGACUCAGGGAAGGCCAUAGCUCAUGCAUAA
Molecule: messenger RNA, 387 nt
Organism: Rodentolepis nana
Lineage: Eukaryota; Metazoa; Platyhelminthes; Cestoda; Cyclophyllidea; Hymenolepididae
Source: the annotation of a GenBank genome assembly